AAAGUACGUCACAUCAGUUGGACUCAGGAGGAACCAUUUUGUCCUACAGGUGUCCAAGUUAUUGAUUAUUUCAAGAAAACUCACAGGUCGCUCCUCAUAUCGGCCAAAACGUUCCAAUAUUGUACGCACGUCGAUUGUUCUCCAGUGUUGUGAAAAAAUUGUUGCAGAAUUUUGGGAAGUAGUUCUGAAAAAAUGGCUGGAGCUACCAAUUCAAGAUCAGAAUGGCACUUCUGCGACUCCUUCAUUCUGGAUUUGUAUCAGUGAUAUUUCGAUAGCACAAGGACGGCUCUUUUCAAUAGGUGUAAGACUUCGAUGAAAAAACUUGUGGUACUGACUUCUGAAAAUUAUGGGCACAUAAAUGGUACUGGAUUUGGGGCCCCUCCAUUGGAUGUUCCACCACAUGUACCAAUGAGAGGGGUCAACGUUAUGUUAGGAGGGGUUAUGCUGACCGCAAUGAUCCUGGUGAUUUUCGUAUUGUGUUAUUGCUGCCACAAAUCUAACAGGAAAUCGCAUACUCCAAAUCCCCCCUCAACUUAUUGGCAGGACCCAGGACUAUCAAUGGAAAUUUACACCGUGGAUACACAGAGCUGCUUGGACUUCGAUGAAUACUCGAGCGAAUCGCGCAGACCAUCCACCCCUGGCCCCCCUCCCCCCUACGAGCUAGUGGUUCCAUCUUCGAAAUCUGGAGAACCUCCUAACAUCCUCGACAACGCUGAACCUCCGAGCUAUGAGAAAGCCUGUCAGUCAAGUCAUGACCUGCACAUAUCCGCACAGGGAUAUGUUUGACAGAUAGGGGUGUCAAUCCUAUCUCGGUAUUUUGAUUGAGAUCGAUAUCUUCGAAAUUUGACUGGAAGAUUGUAUCAAUCAGUAUUAAACAAAUAUUCUGGAAAGAUGAAAAUUUCCACACUUAUUUAUUGUACAUGGACAUAAUAUUAAUUGUGUACUUUUAUAAGCAUCAUCAAAAUAUAAAUCGAACAACAAUUUGUAGUAGAUGAAGUUAGAAAGAAUAUAGAUCCACCAUAUAG
This is a messenger RNA of Harmonia axyridis, 1025 nucleotides long. RefSeq lists its product as uncharacterized. The transcript is spliced from 5 exons. The record is from RefSeq and is a predicted model, not a curated record. Lineage: Eukaryota; Metazoa; Arthropoda; Insecta; Coleoptera; Coccinellidae. Bases 313 to 786 code for a protein of 157 amino acids.